Molecule: messenger RNA, 3114 nt
Organism: Alligator mississippiensis (American alligator)
Lineage: Eukaryota; Metazoa; Chordata; Crocodylia; Alligatoridae
Gene: LRFN1
Product: leucine rich repeat and fibronectin type III domain containing 1
Exons: 3
Coding region: 161-2308 (715 amino acids)
Molecular function (GO): protein binding
Source: RefSeq, a predicted model, not a curated record
GCCCGCCCGCGCCCCCCCGCCGCAGCCCCCCCCCCCGGCGGCGCCUCCCGGCCGGCCGCGCUGACCCCCCCGCGACGGGCGGGGCGGGCGGGGGGUGCGGAGCCGCCAUGGGCCCCGCCCGCGGCUGAGCGCCAGGGCCCCAGGGGGCCGGACGGGGACCAUGGCCCGGCUGCCGCUGCCCCUGCCCCUGCCCCUGCUGCUGCUGCUGGUGGCGCCGGCGGGGGCCAGGGCGCAGCACUGCCCCGGGCGCUGCAUCUGCCAGCACGUGGCACCCACGCUGACCAUGCUGUGCGCCAAGACGGGGCUGCUGUUCGUGCCGCCCGCCAUCGACCGGCGCACGGUGGAGCUGCGGCUGACGGACAACUUCAUCACGGUGCUGCGGCGCAAGGACUUCGCCAACAUGACCAGCCUGGUGCACCUUACCCUGUCCCGCAACACCAUCAGCCAGAUCCUGCCGCACGCCUUCGCCGACCUCCGCGCCCUCCGCGCCUUGCACAUGAACAGCAACCGCCUGGCGGCCGUGCGCCGCGACCACUUCAGGGGCCUGGCCAACCUGCGCCACCUCAUCCUGGGCAACAACCAGAUCCGCCGCAUCGAGCCGGGUGCCUUCGACGACUUCCUGGGCACCGUGGAGGACCUGGACCUGUCCUACAACAACCUGGACACGCUGCCCUGGGCGGCGGUAGGGCAGAUGACCAGCCUCAACACGCUGACGCUGGACCACAACCUCAUCGAGCACAUCGCCGAGGGCACCUUCGCCCAGCUCCACAAGCUGGUGCGGCUGGACAUGACGUCCAACCGGCUGCAGAAGCUGCCCCCCGACAGCCUCUUCCUCCGGGCCCAGGUCCAAGCCGAUGCCCGGGGGGCGGCUCACCCGGGCACGCUGACCGUCAGCUUCGGGGGCAACCCGCUGCAUUGCAACUGCGAGCUGCUGUGGCUGCGGCGCCUGACGCGGGAGGACGACCUGGAGACGUGCGCGUCCCCCGAGCACCUCAUGGACAAGUAUUUCUGGAGCAUCCCCGAGGAGGAGUUCAUGUGCGAGGCGCCGCUCAUCACGCGCCAGUACGCCAGCCGGGCCUUCAUCGUGGAGGGCCAAGGCGUGUCGCUCAAGUGUAAGGCCGUGGGCGACCCGGAGCCCUCCAUCCACUGGAUCGGGCCCGACGGGAAGCUGGUGCACAACAGCUCCCGCGCCACCGUGUACGACAACGGGACCCUGGACGUCCACAUCACCACGCUCAAGGACGACGGGGCCUUCACCUGCAUCGCCUCCAACGCGGCCGGCGAGGCCACGGCCGCCGUGGAGGUGGCCAUCGUGCCCCUGCCCCUGCUGGUGAACCACACGGGGCAGGGCCGGGAGCCCGACCCCGGCUCCUCUGACAUCACCACCUCGGCCAAGUCGGGCGCCAACGAGAGCAAGGUGCCGGCCGACCGGCGCAUCGUGGCGGCCGAGCUGACAUCCAGCUCCGCCCUCAUCCGCUGGCCCUCGGAGCGCCACAUCCCCGGGAUCCGCAUGUACCAGAUCCAGUACAACAGCUCCCUCGACGACUCCCUGGUCUACAGGAUGAUCCCGUCGUCCAGCCGCACCUUCCUGGUGAACGACCUGGCGGCGGGGCGGGCCUACGACCUGUGCGUGCUGGCCGUGUACGACGACGGCGUGACGGCGCUGACGGCCACGCGGGUGGUGGGCUGCGUGCAGUUCACCACGGAGGGCGAGGCGGCCCGGUGCCGGGCGCUGCACACGCAGUUCCUGGGCGGCACCAUGAUCAUCAUCAUCGGCGGCAUCAUCGUGGCCUCGGUCCUCGUCUUCAUCAUCAUCCUCAUGAUCCGCUACAAGGUGCAGGGUGCCCACGACGCCGCCCCCGCCGCCAAGGUCAGCAGCGUCUGCUCACAGACCAACGGGGGCACCCCGGCCCCCCCGCCUGCGUUGCAGAGCCCCGCCCCCAAGCCCCCGGAGGACCCCCCGCCCGAGGAGGCGGGCCCUCCGGCGCCCGAGGAGGUGGAGCCCCAUGACGCCCCUCCCCCCGACCGCCCGUUGACCCCGCGGCCGGACCCUGUGGCAGCUGCGGAGCCCGCCGCGGAGGUGCCCGGGGGGGCGCGGGGGGCCGUGCGGCGGGAGCUGGCGAGGACUCACCCCCACCGGCACUCCUUCGACGGGGACUAUGCCCUGUUCCAGAGCCACAGCUACCCCCGGCGGGCACGGACAAAGCGCCACAUGUCCACGUCCCAGCUGGACGCCCGGGACUCCCCCCUGGGCCCGCGCCGGGUCCUUUUUAGUAGCACCGAGUGGAUGUUGGAAAGCACCGUCUGAUGCCACUGAGCUGGACUGAUUUGUGGGGGGGGAGGUGGAACCCCCCCCUCUUCUCUGGACCACGGAGCCCAUGCGCCGGUCCUAUAGGGAGUGGGGCACUUUUGGGAGGAGGGGGUUGAGGCAUCCCAUGCCUCCUUCUCCUACCCCCCCACCUGGGUGGAGGAAGGGGGGGUAUCACGGAGCAGCCCCCCACCCUCGCCUGCCACGUCCCCGCUCUCUGCGGUGCCUUAACACGAGACGGACGGACGGACAGCCCCCCCCGGCCCGUGGCAGGGCUUUGGAGGAGCGAGGGGGGUGGUCUGAGCGGUGGCGGGGGGUGGGGUGCAGAGCGGGGGCUGCUCCCCCCCCCGCCCGCGAUGGACUCACACAAAGACAUAUAUGCACAGAAGACACGAUAUGCCCCAUGCCCCGUUGCCCCCCUCCCCGGGGUCAAACUCACCCGCUCCAGGCCCCUGGGGUUGUUGGGGGGGGAGUUGGGGGCUGUAUUUAUUGUAUCUGGCUGGUCUAGAUAAUUUUCAGUGUUCGGUGUAUUCGGUAUCCCCAAGUCAUCCCCCCCCCCCCGACCUCCCAGCACCCCCAGCCGGACCCCCUCCCAGCCCCCCCACCUUCCCUCCAUACUCCCACCCCCCGUCAUGACUUUUUAAAGGUAAAGCGACGUUUGAGUGUUGAACACAAGUUUUUACAUUAAAAACCUGUGCCCCCACCCCCCCUGCACCCCCCCUUCCCCCCCGGCUCCCUUGUCCCUGGACCCCCCAGCCCUCAUUCCCCCUCCCCCGGGCAAAUAAACCUUUUGUGUGUGAACCGCA